AUGUUCUUUAUAUGGGCUACUGCAAAGUGCAAAGGUAAAAAUUAUUUCACAUGGCGUGGGCCGAAACCAGAAAUAUUCAUCAGCAACCCUGAACUUAUAAAGGAGAUUUUUUCUAAGAAUUAUGACUUUCUGAAGCCUACAAGUAAUCCACUACUCAAGAUUCUAGCAGCUGGACUUGUUGUCUAUGAGCGGGACAAAUGGGCAAAACAUAGAAAAAUAAUUAAUCCUGCUUUCCAUAUGGACAAGUUAAAGCAUGUGGUAGCAGCAUUUUAUAUGAGUUGUAGUGAGAUGAUGAGCAAAUGGGGGAAUAUGGUCCACAUAGAGGGGUCAUGUGAGUUGGAUGUAUGGCCAUAUCUUCAAGAUUUGACAAGCGACGCAAUUUCGCGCAUAGCAUUUGGUAGUAGCUUUGAAGAAGGAAGAAUAAUAUUUGAACUUCAGAAACAACAAGCUGUGCUCAUAAUGCAGGCUGUACGAUCAAUUUACAUUCCAGGAUUGAGGUUCUUGCCUACUAAAAGGAUGAGAAGAAUGAAGGAAGUUGACAAAGAAGUGAAGGCUUCAAUUAGGGCUAUUAUCGAUAAAAGAGAAAAGGCAAUGGAGGCAGGGAAAGCUAAUAAUGAUGACUUAUUGGGUAUAUUGUUGGAAUCCAAUUUUAAAAAUAUUCAACAGCAUGGGAACACAGAUUUUGGAUUGAGCACAGAAGAGAUAGUCGAAGAGUGCAAACUAUUUUACUUUGCUGGCCAGGAGAGCACCUCCUCUUUGCUUUUAUGGAUGAUAGUUUUGUUGGGUAGGCAUUUAAGCUGGCAAGCACGUGCUAGGGAAGAAGUUUUCCGUGCCUUUGGUAACGACAAACCAGAUUUGGACGGGUUGAAUCACCUGAAAGUGGUAAGUUCUGAUGAGCUUUCUUCUAAUUUAACCAAUUGUCAUUUCAACAUAUGCUCUGAUCAAAGCUCGAAAAAGGUAACCAUGAAUUUGAAUGAAGUUCUAAGGCUAUAUCCACCAGUCCCUUCCCUCGCUCGAACUGUUCAUCAAGAAACCAAAUUAGGAGACUUAAGCCUUCCAGCUGGAGUGCAACUCUUGUUACCAAUUUUACAGCUGCAUCAUGACCGUGAAAUAUGGGGUGACGAUGUUGAAGAAUUCAAACCAGAGAGAUUUUCUGAAGGAGUGUCCAAGGCAUCUAAUGGGAAACUCUCCUUUUUCCCAUUUAGUUGGGGACCCCGGAUAUGCAUUGGACAAAACGUUGCAAUGUUAGAAGCCAAAAUGGCACUAGCUAUGAUUCUACAACGCUUCUCCUUCGAGCUUCCAACAUCCUAUGCACAUGCCCCUCAUACUGCCCUAACCCUUCAACCUCAGCAUGGUGCUCACAUAUUUUUACGAAAGCUCUAG
Messenger RNA from Ilex paraguariensis (yerba mate), 1383 nucleotides. The record is from the annotation of a GenBank genome assembly. NCBI's taxonomy places the organism in Eukaryota, Viridiplantae, Streptophyta, Magnoliopsida, Aquifoliales, Aquifoliaceae.